AUGAUGGAUCUACGCUACUUUGCUAUAACAAACGAGAAACAUAUCGUUUGGCAUCGGUCGUUCUCAAAACGUAGCUUUGAAGACGUGGUACUUAAAUAUCUGUUAUGUAAUCCUCCAGAUCAAGAUAUAUACUAUAGCGAAGGGGAUUUCUCUCUUCACUGCCUGACCGUUUCAGGACUUUCCUUUAUCGCGGUAACCGAUCGAAAUGCUUCUCGACAAAAAUUUCGGAACUUGGUUGUAGAGGUUUCUCGCAAUUUUCUAAGCGAUGGUACAAGAUUUCAAAGGGCUAAAAGUGGUGGUAAAGAUUGCUUACAACAGUCUUAUAAUAUAACCUUGGAAGAUUUGAUGGAAUCACCCAACUCUUCUAAGGGAAAUGAUUCGUUGGACCAGUUACGUAAUAAUGUGAAUACUGUAACAGCUGUAAUGCAAGAGAAUACUAGACUAGCGCUUCAACGAGGUGAUCGGUUAAACAAUUUGGUCAGUAAAACAGAUGAACUUGCAGCCAGCGCUAAUCAAUUCCAAACAACUGCUACAAAAGUGGCCCGAAAAACUUGGUGGGAAAAUUUUCGUAUGAAAUUAAUUAUUGUUGGCGUUGUCGGUGGCAUACUUCUGAAAAAUCAUAUUUGUCGUGUAAUGAAUAUCAACAAAAUUGAAUUCUAA
Messenger RNA from Schistosoma guineensis, 660 nucleotides. The record is from the annotation of a GenBank genome assembly. Lineage: Eukaryota; Metazoa; Platyhelminthes; Trematoda; Strigeidida; Schistosomatidae.